This is a messenger RNA of Pangasianodon hypophthalmus (striped catfish), 6325 nucleotides long. It is a transcript of the gene esrra, whose product is annotated as estrogen-related receptor alpha. Bases 1745 to 3049 code for a protein of 434 amino acids. Gene Ontology annotation, cellular component: nucleus. Lineage: Eukaryota; Metazoa; Chordata; Actinopteri; Siluriformes; Pangasiidae. Gene Ontology annotation, molecular function: steroid binding; zinc ion binding; sequence-specific DNA binding. The record is from RefSeq and is a predicted model, not a curated record. Gene Ontology annotation, biological process: regulation of DNA-templated transcription. The transcript has 7 exons.
AAUCUAAAUCAGAAUUAGUUGAAGAGAUAUUACUCCCAAAAGGAAUCUGUCCUAGUGGAUUUACAUGAAACAGGCUAUAUAGUUAAGCAGACAGCACUAGACUAUUUUUACAACCAUGGCACUCCAAGUGGGGGCCCCGGGGUCUGCGAUUUUUUUUUUUUUCUUUUCAAGACAAACAUCAAUAAGUAUAAAAGUAUAAAAACAAGUAUGCCAACUUAAAUCUAAUUCAAUAAUAAAACUAGGAGGAGCGCUCUUGAUAUAUGCAAAAUAUUUCAAGUCUACAUUCAGAUCUCGGGUUGUGGUCUGUGAAUGACUGUAAACCUCUAACGACUUCAAUAAAUAGAUAUGCUCAUACUUGGUACUGAAUAUUUAGUGGCAGAGGUAUGGUGGUGUACCAGGGUUCAUUGCUGCCUCACAGCUUCAGGGUCCCUGGUUCAAUCCUGAGCUUUAGUUUGUGUGUCUGUGUGAAGUUCACAGGAGUUCUCUGUUUUCCUUCCAUCUCCCAGAAUCAUCCCGUGGCUACAUUAAAUUUGCUACAUAACAUAAAAUGGCUAGAUUAAGUGUGAAUGAGUGUGUGAAUAGUGCUCUGGGAUGGACUGGUAUCCCAUUCAGGGUGUGUUCCUGUCCAUUCACACUCAUUGUUCCUGGGAUAGCUUUAUCCUGACCAGGAUAAAACCGUUACUGAAGAUGAAUAGAAUAUAGAUGAAUAGAUGAAUAGAAUAGAUGAAUAGAAUGGAGGCAUAAAUGAAUAUUAUGUACGUGUAUGUGCAAAUAGAUACAUGAUAUGGCUGAAAGUAUGUGGACACCUGCCCAUCACACCCAUAUGUGCUUUCUGAAGAACCCAUUCCAGAUUUAGUCACCAUUUGCUGUUAUAAUAACCUCCACAUUUCUGUGAAGGCUUUCCACUUUGGAGCAUGGCUGUGGGGAUUUGCAUUAGUGAGGUCAGGCACUGAUGUUAGGUGAGGAGGCCUGGGGUGCAGUCGGCGUACCAGUUCAUUCUAAAAGUGUUCAGUGGGGUUGAGAUCAGGGCUCUGUGCAGGCCUCUCAAUUUCUUCCACAUCAGUCUUGGCAAACAUGGACUUUGUUUUGUGCACAGUGUCAUUGUCACGAGGCCCUUUAUUUCCAGUGAAGGGAAAUCUUAAUGCUACAGCAUACAAAUACAAUCUAGACACUUGUGUGCUUCCAACUUUGUGGCAAGUGUUUGGGGAAGGUCCAUGUACUGGUGUGAUGAUCAGGUGUCCACAAACUUUUUGGCAUAUAGUGUAUAUUUCACUUAAUCUCUCAAUGUUUUGUGUAUUUUGAGAUGCCUUUCUGCACACCAUGAUUGUAAAGAGUGGUUAUUUAAGUUACUAUACCCUUCCUUAGCUCAAGAAUACUUUUGGACAUAUAGUGUACUUGACUUGACCAGCAUUACAGCUAAGCAUCUAAUUUUUAUUCACUAAAGAAUUGUAGUGGCUAUUUAUUUCGAGAGGAAAAAAAAAAAAAAAACCUGUCAGGCUGUUAGUGAGCUGCUCCUCCUCUUCUUCCUGAUGAAUACCCAAUGAGUACAGCCCAUGUGAGGGGAAAAAGUGAAGUUUACAAUGCUGUUAACUCGGAUACUAGAUUUACGCGCCCUAAAAUUGGAUUUUCGUUGCUAAAAUUACAAAUAAGUAUCUAAGAAACAAAUAUUCUGUGAGGAAACACGACGGCUAGAGUAAGGAAAUCUAGCACGCUUUGCUGCCUUCAACACGGCACAGGAGGUAUCAUGUCUUCCAGAGAGCGCCGCUCAGAGCUGCACAUAAAGGCUGAGCCUAGCAGUCCGGAGGGCGGAGGCGGAGGCGGGAGGACGAGUCCCGGAGGCGUCUCUUCCGAUUCCUCUCAGAGCGGUGGAGGAGGCGUACGGGGGGAAGGAACAGUACGCUACUCCUCACCUGUAUACAGCCCAGCACUGCGCUGCCACUUUAAGGAGGAUGGAGCCGAUGGUGCGGACGAGGGCUCUACAGGCAGUAGCGGGGGCCGCUGCAAAUACGCCCUGAGCACUCUUCCUAAAAGGCUUUGCCUUGUAUGUGGAGACGUGGCCUCCGGCUACCACUAUGGUGUGGCCUCCUGCGAAGCCUGCAAGGCGUUCUUCAAGAGAACCAUCCAAGGCAACAUUGAGUACAGCUGUCCAGCGUCCAACGUGUGUGAGAUCACCAAGAGACGCAGGAAGGCCUGCCAGGCAUGUCGCUUUACAAAGUGCCUCAAAGUGGGCAUGCUCAAAGAGGGAGUUCGUCUGGACCGGGUGAGAGGGGGGAGGCAGAAGUACAAGAGGCGGCCAGAAGUGGAGAACGCCAUGUACCAGAGCACACCAAUACCUGUAAAGAAAGAGGGGGAAAGAGGCUCCCCCAGCAUCAUUGUGUCACAUCUGCUGGUAGCCGAGCCUGAGAAGCUGUUCGCCAUGCCGGAUCCACUGCAGCCCGACACGGCUCAGCGCACCCUCACCACGCUGUGUGACCUCGCCGACCGCGAGCUCGUCGUCAUCAUUGGCUGGGCCAAACACGUCCCCGGUUUUCUGUCUCUGUCCCUGGCUGACCAGAUGUCUGUACUACAGUCUGUAUGGUUGGAGGUGCUGGUGCUAGGGGUGGCGUAUCGCUCUCUGGGCUGCGAGGAUGAGGUGGUGUUUGCUGAAGACUUUGUGCUGGAUGAAGAGAUGUCACGUGUAGCUGGCUUGACCGAGCUCAAUGCUGCCAUCUGCCAGCUGGCACGCCGCUUUAGGGCCCUGCAGCUGGAACGUGAGGAGUUCGUCAUGCUGAAGGCCAUCGCUCUCACCAACUCAGACUCUGUCUACAUAGAGGACAUUGAGGCCGUGCAGAAGCUGAGGGAUCUCCUCCAUCAGGCUCUGUUAGAGCUGGUGAUGCAGCAGCGUCCGGAAGACCCUCAGCGCGCCGGCCGUCUUCUCCUCACGCUGCCCCUCCUCCGGCAAACAGCCAACCGCGCACUCACCACUUUCUACAGUAUCAAGACCCGUGGAGGUGUGCCCAUGCAUAAACUCUUCCUGGAGAUGCUGGAAGCCAUGAUGGACUCCCCUUAGAGUGAGGUACACAACGAGGUGAACAACGGGUCAGCAAAAGAAGAGAGGAAAAAAUUAAUCAUUUUUGUAAGAUGAAGAAACUUUUUUUUUUUUGUCUUUUAAAAUGCAAGUGCAGCAGCCAAAAGGCAAGUCAGAAAGUCCCUUCAAAUAUCAUUCAUAUGUGAAAGCUUUGAUAUCGAGCAGCAAGAAAGGUGAUCUCUCAUUCAUUUGAUUGGACUUAUUUCUCACAUCAGAACAUUCACUCGAUUGUUGGAAUAAUUUGCCCAAAAUAUACAAGGAUAUCAGAGUUAAUCAGUUAUUAUCACACAGUUUUCUGUAGAUUGCUUUAACAAAUGGGACCUUCCAUCAGUGUAACAUUUAGGGGCUACAGCAUUGCAAGGAAGUGAUGUUUAGUUACUGCUAUAUGAAAUCUCUUUCACCUGUAGCGCCCCCUUUUGAAACUAUAGCUAAGCCAUACAAACCACCACACAAAUACAGUAAUCCAUUAGGUGACCUCAUAAAGAGCCAUGUUUAACCUUCUUGCAGUCCCACUCGUGUGUUUGUUUGUUUGUGUGUUUGUGUAGACCGUUUCAUGUACCAGUACUUGCUGUACCAUGUAAGUACUAUCUUGAUUUACCCAGAUCGUUUUGUGGUUCGAAUUGAAAUAUGCAAGACAUGUACAGGAAUGUUAGACCUGCAGGGUAAACGGGGGGAUGUAGUAAUUUACGAGUUACAUUCGACAGGAGCGGAACUAUAGUACAUGCUAUAACAUGCAAUAUAUUUUAAAGCAAUAUGUAUAAGAAGUGCAAGUCAUGCAUUUUUCCGUAUAGAGGGGGCGCUGUUGACUCAAAACUUUUGUUCUGUUCAAGCUGUAUAAUGUAGUGGUACAUAAAGGGAAUGCUGUCAAAUAGGACACCACUCUUCUUCAUGCAGUAGUGCACUCUUUAUAGUUUAGCAGUCUGUUCUACAGAGUGAACGGCUAGAGAAUCUUGAAUUGUGUACAUGAGUUUGUGUGUGUGUGUGUGUGUGUGUGUGUGUGUGUGUUUCUGUGCAGUGUGUGAGUGCACGGAUGCAUUGGUGCAUUUAGAUCAGGGUAAAAGAGCCACCUCGGGCCCUGUAGGCCAGCUGGCUCUGUACAUGGAGUCUGCUGCUGUGCUGUGGAAAGACGUUGUUUUAUAAUCCGCCUGAAAGGACUGAGCAUGAACUCAUGCUCAAAGCUAAAGCUCAAGGCUUCACCUGAUGUCACAAGUUCUUCACGUGACCAAUACAAUAUUAUACACUGGGAGCCCACACGGGAGACGGCACCGAGACUGAUCAUAGCCGUUAGUCGUUAUGCCUCUGCACUCUAAAUCCUCCCUCUGAAAGACUGAGAAGGAGCUGAUUCAGGAUCAAGAUGGAGUGAAACUUGAAUCCUCAUGACAGACGUGGAUGCAGCGCGUGGCCCUCGUUGGUCGUGCUCCGUAUGACUUUCACUGUAUGAAAGCAACACUUGGUACAACAUGAAGAGCCUCACACUAUGAUGUAAAAAAAAAAAAAAAAGAUCCCUCACAGCCCAUGACCAUUCUUGUAACUUUUUAUUGACAUUGUGUUGGUCACUGCUGUUUCCGAGCCGUUUUUGGGUGUUUCUUUUGCAGACAUGUGUCUGGUAUUAUAUGCAAUCAUUUUCAGAGCCCUACAACUCUUCUACCUUUAUUAUUUUAUUAUUAUUAUUAAUUUUUUUUUUUUUUUUUUUUUGCAUUUUAAAAACUCAACAGUAGGAAGAAAAGCCAACUGCUGUCCAGGCCAAGGCAGAAUAAAUAAGAAAAUCGAACCACUAAUCAACAGUUUCAGACCUCUGAGAUUACAGUGUGUCUUCAGGGUGCUUUUCACUGUACGUUUCUAGUAAUGAUUUUGUGUGUACAAGAUAUUCUUGCAUCCCAUACACAGGUAAUUCCCAAUUCUAGGUGGUGAUUGAAUUUUCAUAGAUAAUUUCCAAUUAAUAUAAGCUUAUCUUCUUGUAGGAAUCCCCAGCCCAAAAUGCCAUGGGAAUUUCUGAUCCUCAAGUAUGAGUUUCUUUUCUCCUUUGUGGUUUGUCAGAAUUUGACCGACUUGAAACGUAGACUGUCUGUAUAUUACAUGUCCUCAAGCUUGGUACUAAAAUAAAGCAAUCUGGUUGAAUGUUGUAAAAUAUUACUUUUACUGUUGAUUUUUUUUUUUUUUGCCUCUCUUUACAGUUUAUUUUUCAACAUUUUGCUUUUGUCAUUGAGUGCUAACAAUUGAAGAAUAACGAAAGCCAGGGAAAGAUAUGUUAAUGUAUUUUAAUGUAGCCUCGUAAUAAUAAUAGUCUUGCAGAUUUCAGGCAGUCAGUAUGUGGUGUUGAACACUGAGUUAUUUCCUCCAUUUACUGUCUCGUUCUAGCAUGGCAUCAGUCCUGUUACCUGGCCGAAAGCUGUUUUUCAGUUGAAGCUAUCUUAAUCUAAUCAACACUAAAAUACUUUUGGGUUAGUUUCCUAUAUAAGUUUUCUAUAAGUCUUUUCCUCUUUUGUAUACAGAGAUAAACACGUCUCUCUGUUCCUGGUCACGUUGCAGAAUGUGUACAAAACUAUAGAUGUCUGGGUCCAUUCAAAGGAAGCUGUAAACAAUUGUCAAUGUUUGUGUGAAUAAUAAUAAUAAUAAUAAUAUUAGCAAAUAUAAUUCUAAUACAUUAGUGUUUUCAUCAACUAUCGACAUUGUAUGAUGCCAUUUUGUAAUUGUCGACGUUAUAUGAGAUUUUGGGAUAUCCGUCAGUGGGACGCAUCAUUUAGAAAUCACUUAAAGUCACGGGUAGCUGUUAGCGUGUCUGUGUAUAUUUAUGUAAAUGAGCAAUACCAGAAUUUACCAAAACUCUGUUUUCACCUUUCUCUGUAUAGUGACCUACUGUAAAUCAAACCUCAGCAGUAAUAACAGUGUUAAAAAUCCACAGAAAUGAUACAGCUUAUAAGGUAAAGAACAAAUCAAUGUUUGUAUUUUAAAAUAUUGUAUUUAAAAGAUUAAAUUCUAUUUUUUACUCAAUUUGCUGAUGUUUAUUAAUAUUAUUUGGUUGUUUUUAUUUUCUGUGGGUUUUAGUAUAAUGAUUGUGGAUGUCUCUGUGUGCUGUUUUUUUUUUCUUCUUCUUCGUAAAGCUAAAUGGUUCUGCAGUAGUGACUCUUUCAGCAAUUUGUUCAUAUUGAAUCACUGUGAUUAAACAGCAAACACUAAAACACCACAGGAACUUAGGGGUACUUCAAGAUAUUGUCGGUGUCAUGUGUUUUGUAAUAAAUUAACACACGUCAGAACUUG